AUAGAAAACAUUACGCGUAUACAGUAUAAAGGUAUCAUGAUUAUAAGUGUUAAAAGUAAAGGAAAUCUUUGCAAAUUUAAAGAUUAUUUAUUUGCUCAAAUGUCGUCAGAUACAAACGACGCAGCAAAAGUGGAAUGUACAGAUCAACCGGGUAAAAAUGAAGAGCUGACGGGCGUAAGGAAAUGGGUGUCAGAGAACUUACUAUUAAUUGUUACUUUGUUAGGUGUAGCCAUAGGUAUAGCCACAGGGUUUGGACUUCGUUCGUUACAGCUUUCGGAGAGUUCUAUAGUGAUGAUCUCGUAUCCAGGGGAGCUGUUCAUGCGAAUAUUGAAGUUGAUCAUUUUGCCUCUGAUCAUAUCGAGCCUUAUUGCCGGAAGCGCCAGUUUAAACGCGAGACUGAACGGGAGAAUCGCCUUAAGGACAUUGGUGUACUUUUUCCUUACAUCGGUCACUAAUGCUAUUUUAGGUGUGAUAUUAGCGACUGUAAUACACCCCGGAGAUCAAGGACUGAAAAUCUCUAUAGAAAAAGAGAUGGCCCCCAAUAAAAAGAAAGGAUUGGUUUUAGAUAGUUUACUGGAUUUGGGCAGAAACAUCGUCGCCGAUAAUAUUUUUCAAGCGACUUUUCAACAAGCGCAUACCGACUACGUGAAUGGGACUGAAAGGAGAUUUAAUAUGGAAACUGGAGAGUCUGAAGUACAUAAUGUUAUAGCUCGAGAAAUUAAAUAUAGGUUGGGAACCAACACUCUAGGAAUAGUAUUCUUCUGCCUAAUAUUCGGAACGAUCUUGGGCACUUUGGGCCAAAGAGCCAAAGUGGUGAUCGAUUUUUUCAGCGUGAUUUUCGAGGUGAUAAUGAAAAUGGUGAACGGGGUGAUCUGGCUAACCCCCGUCGGCAUCAGCAGCGUGAUAGCCGGCAAAAUUUUGUCGGUCAGCGACGUCGCCUUGGUGAUCUCGCAGCUGGGCUGGUUCAUAGCCACCGUGAUAUUCGGGGUUUUCCUCUACCAGCUCAUCAUCAUGCAGCUGAUCUAUUUUGUUUUCGUCGGCAAGAAUCCCUUCAAGUUUUACGUGGGAUUAAUCCAGGGUACUGUUACGGCAUUUGCCACAGCUUCGACCGCAGCUGCGCUUCCUGUUACGUUUACUUUAAUGGACGAAAAAGUGAAGGUCGACCAAAGGGUCACGAGAUUCGUUCUUCCGAUUGGUUGUAAUAUAAAUAUGGACGGCACAGCUCUUUUUAUAGCUGUCGCUUCGAUUUUCAUUGCUCAGAUGAACGGGGUGCAGCUGGGUAUAGGAGAACUCGUUACUGUUUGUUUCACCUCGACAGCUGCAUCAUUUUCGUCAGCUAGUGUACCUAGUGCUGCCCUAGUUUUACUAUUAAUGGUUUUAUCAGCUAUAGAUACUCCAGAUCAGGAUGUUUCACUUUUGUUUGCUGUCGAUUGGCUUGUGGAUCGCUUUCGUACUACAAACAAUAUGUUAGGAGACUGUUAUGCUGCUGCAGUGGUAGAAAAAUUGUCAAAAAAAGAACUGAUGGCCUGUGAUGCUAUACAGGAGCUUUCAACUGGUUUUGACAACCACAUCAGCAGCAACAAUUUGGAUAAAGACUUGGAACCCACAGAAAUUGUUAUACAAAGUUUCCCGAAUGGUGCUACAAAUUGAUGAUAAAAAAAAUAAUAAUCAGAGUAUAAUAAUUAUUGUUAUAUUUUUUAUUGUGAUUACACUUAGAAUUAGACAUUGUUUAGCUCAAGGCAGUAUACAUAUCUUUAAUUUUACAAAAUAAAUCAGUAUUAUCG
Brassicogethes aeneus is the source of this 1784-nucleotide messenger RNA. NCBI's taxonomy places the organism in Eukaryota, Metazoa, Arthropoda, Insecta, Coleoptera, Nitidulidae. The record is from the annotation of a GenBank genome assembly.